This is a messenger RNA of Saprolegnia diclina VS20, 1858 nucleotides long. RefSeq lists its product as hypothetical. The coding region runs from base 65 to 1567 and encodes 500 amino acids. The transcript has a single exon. The record is from RefSeq and is a predicted model, not a curated record. NCBI's taxonomy places the organism in Eukaryota, Oomycota, Saprolegniomycetes, Saprolegniales, Saprolegniaceae.
GGUGACUUGCGUCAGGCGAGCCGAGCACUGGCCUUUCCCGUACAGAUUCGUCGACGUGAUAAGAAUGGCAGCACGAACCCAGCGCGCCCGAGCGACCCACGUCGGUGUCUUGCAGCCCGAUAUCACCGAGACGAUCGCACGCCUGCUGCCGGGGCCCGACGCCUUUGCCGCGUUCGUGGCAGCGCUGCCGGCGUGGGCCAAGACCCCGCUGCUGGCGUCCAUCGCACGUCUCUUGGUCGCACCAAGCAUGGCGGUGGCGUGGCCGACGAUCACUGUGCUUAGCCCUCAGCUCGAUAGCGCGACAAUUGAAGACCUUGUCGCUGCCGCCACGCUGGGACCAUGCAGCAUUGUGAUUGGCUACACGAUCGAAACACACGACGACUUGGCGGUCGUCGCCGACGUCGCGUCAAGCAUUACCUCGCUCAAGUUCGACUUGGAUGGCACCAGCAAAACGACAUUGCGCUUCUUCCGCUCGACGAUUGCCUCGUGCACGCACCUCGCGAGCCUCGAGCUCAAGGAUUCGACCUGGGGCGAGGCCCUUCGCACACUCAAAGGUGUCUUCUUUAAGCUUGAGCACCUCACGUCGCUCGCACUCCUGAACAGUAGUGGCGAUGGUGAUGUCGAGCUCUCGACCGGUUUUUGCGAGCGCCUCGUCCAUUGGCUCCAGACGAGACCUGUCGUGUCCUUGAAAAUGUAUGCCGUCCACUUCGCCGACGCGCCAGACUCGCCUCUUUGUCUCGUGCUCUACGACGCGAUUUCUUCGAGCACGACGCUCGCGCUCGACUGCGUGAAUAUCUUGGAGCACUCGUUCAUGCACCAGCGGCCGCUUCCCGUGCACUUGACGUCGCUCGAGUGGGAUCCGAGUGACUUUGAUAACGCGUACCAGAGCUGGUACGACUUUCAAGGCGCGCUCGAAGACGGUCCGCAGCUGACGCACUUGAGCUGCAAGAAUUUCGUCAAAUUGCUCGACGACGACGACGACGAGAUUCCGCGCGUGCUCCAAGGCCUCUCGUCGCUCGCGAUCCACUGUAAAGCAACCAGCUACGAGGUUCUGAAUGCCCUCAAGACCAUGUCCAACCUCACGGCGCUGGUCCUCCAGGACAUCGGCUUUAAAGGCGAGGUGAUGCGCGAUUUCGUCGGGGUGCUUCGAAAGCUCCCUUACCUCGAGGUGCUCAAGUUCCCCGGCGACUUCAAGCAGGUCAAGGACGGGGACGCGAUGUCGACGACAGACGUGGUUCAUCUCCUGCAGCACGUUCCCCGCUUUGCUUGCCUUGCGCAUCUCGAUGUCGCCGACCACAAACUCGACAUGACGAGCAUUCUCGGUCUGCUGCCGACACUCAAUGCGGCGGCCAAACGUCUGCAGAAGAUCCGACUGCAAAGCCGCUGGCAGCAAGGAGACGUGGAAGCGUUUGUCGCGGCCGUCGGUCAGCUGCUCGACCGCCAUUUUGCGAUUGUUUUUGACCCGCGCGUGGUCGAUGCGGCAACCAAUGCCCACCACAAGCUUUUGAUCGAAAAGAGCGGCCUUGCGCCACGCAGAGGCGUCGCCAAGUGCAUUGUGUACGUUUAACAACUCAUCAGUCUUGCGAGGAAGCUUGCAAAUCGGAAAGUGGUUGCAUUCUUCCGGCCCAAAGGUCGGUCCGUUACUACUACUAAAGAUCUUGUUUCGACUAACUAAACGACUAAAGCUAGCCACACGCAACGUAGAUGACGUGGCGGUCCACAACGUCGUCUUCGGCUGAGCGACAUCGCAACAAUCAGCUCAACGCGGCGCCGCGCUCGCCAAUCCCAACUGUGACGCUUGGUACUAGUGGAUGUCGUAACUGCAGUUUGCAUUGUUUUGAUGAGUGUUUUGUUGGCA